Messenger RNA from Aureobasidium subglaciale EXF-2481, 2627 nucleotides. RefSeq lists its product as uncharacterized. Lineage: Eukaryota; Fungi; Ascomycota; Dothideomycetes; Dothideales; Saccotheciaceae. Gene Ontology annotation, molecular function: nucleoside diphosphate phosphatase activity. The transcript has 4 exons. The coding region runs from base 145 to 2352 and encodes 735 amino acids. The record is from RefSeq and is a predicted model, not a curated record. Gene Ontology annotation, cellular component: membrane. Gene Ontology annotation, biological process: nucleoside diphosphate catabolic process.
GUCCAGACAGACAACAAAAGCGAUAACAAGUCCUGCCACCCAAAUCUCCAGCAUUCUGCCACUUUUUGCCAUGCGCCUGCGAUUGAGAUACGGCCAUUGCAUCUGACAUUCCGACCGACAAGUUCCUCUACCGACGUCGAACAAAUGGGCAAAUGGCGCCAUGGUGUAAUUCUGGAUGCUGGUUCAUCUGGCACCCGAGUGUAUAUUUACCGAUGGCUCAACAACCAACGAGCCAGGAAGGAGGGCACUGAGCUCGAGCUCAACGGUCUGCCUCAGCUCGAGACGAAGAAGAAAUGGACGCUCAAGAUAAAGCCUGGAGUAUCGACUUUCGGAGAGAAGCCAGAGCUCGUAGGACCCGAUCACCUAAAGUCUCUCGUCGACCACGCACUCGAAUACAUUCCCGAUGACCAAGUCAAGGAUACCCCUAUCUUCCUCCUCGCCACUGCAGGAAUGCGUCUCCUGCCCGAUGUUCAGCGCAAUGCAGUUCUCGACAACAUCUGCUCGUACCUGCAGCGAAAUACACAAUUCCAGCUUCCCGACUGCGCGCUGCAUAUCCAGGUUAUUCCUGGCGAAACAGAAGGAUUAUAUGGCUGGAUUGCUGCAAACUAUCUGCUUGGUGCUUUUGAUGCCGACGCUGCACAGACACACUUGCAUGGCAAGGACCACCACACAUACGGCUUUCUCGACAUGGGAGGUGCUUCUGCUCAGAUCGCCUUCGCUCCGAAUGCUACAGAAGCCGACAAACAUGCCGAAGACUUGAAGCUCUUGCGCAUGCGAAAGGUCAACGGCGACCCUCUAGAGUACAAAGUCUUUGUCACCACCUGGCUGGGCUACGGUGUCAACGAGGCUCGCAGACGCUACAUCGAAUCCAUAACAACAGCCAGUCCUGGCAUCGCAGAGUUGCCGGAUCCGUGUCUUCCUACUGGUCUGGAGGUCACGAAAUCUGGACACGCCAUCGCCCCUGGUUCUAACGAGGCUGCUGGAAAGGAGACAUACCUGCUGGGAACAGGCAAAUUUCCCGAGUGUCUCUCAAAAACAUAUCCCUUGCUGGACAAGGAUGCGCCGUGUCUGGAUCCUCCAUGCUUACUCCAUGGCGUACACGUCCCUGCAAUUGACUUUGAUGUCAACCACUUUGUCGGUGUUUCUGAAUACUGGCACACGACUCACGAAAUAUUUGAAAUGGCGCACAAAGACAAGGCUUACGAUUUCAACACCUACCAGCAACGCGUUCUGGAGUUUUGCAGUCAAGACUGGAAGUCAAUACAAAAGGGUGUAAAAGAGCAGAAGUGGGGUCAUAAGGUGACAGAGGAGAAGGUGGCAGAGGUCUGCUUCAAGGCCAGUUGGAUGAUCAACAUGCUACACGAUGGUAUCGGUAUUCCAAGAGUUGGUCUAGAAGCCACCAAAGGUGGACACAACGGUACCAAGGCUGUGAUCGAUGGAGCGAAGGAGAAAGGCUUUUUGGAUCCAUUCCAAGCAGUCAACAAGAUCAACGACGUGGAGGUGAGCUGGACCCUUGGAAAGAUGGUCCUGUACGCUGCAUCACAAGUGCCUGGUCCGGACGAUAAGGCUCUAGCUGUCGGAUUUGGCAGUAACAUCCCAGGGUCCGUCCUCCCAAAGGACUUCCAAUUUGCAGGUGGUAACGCAAUCCCUCUGCCGAGCGAUCUCAAGGACGAUGACGAUGUCGAUUGGCACGACAAGCUUUUCACCUCAAGCUCUUCUCGACGACUUCCUGGCUUCCUCUUGUUCCUCCUGAUCCUCCUCGUUGCCGCCUUCCUCCUCUGCGGUCGAGAACGACGCUCAUCUCUCCUUCGCAAAGCUGGCUUCUCACCUGGCAAAGGCAACAAACGCAAGAGCAACCCUGUGACUAACAGCAUCGGCAAACUCUUCGGUAACAACAAUUCCGGUCCCUCUUAUGAACGCGUUCUCGAAGGCGGUGUCGGCCCCGACCCAUCAGACUUUGAACUCGACGAUAUGAACGACGAUUCAGACUCUGAUAACAGCAAUGGCCGUACUUCGGGCUGGGCUACACCAAAAGCCAAUAACAACGGAUUCAGCAGUCCUGUUUUGCACUCUUCCCCCAGGUCAGCACGGGUAAACCUUUAUAAUGGCCACCAACCGCCCCAACCCUCGGGUGGUUAUUUCGAUGGCCCAGUCGCACAUGCUUCAAGUGCACUUUCUUUGGCCACAACGCCUGGACUUCAUCCUGGCGGCAGAGGAGGUCUAUUGGCGAGAACGGAGUCUCGUGAGCAACUGGCCACAGCAACAUUGAGGUCAGGGAGUAGGAGUAGAGCUGCUAGUCCCAGUCGGAUCCGAAGCCCUCUCAUCACACCGCUAAGAGAGAGCAUUGAGUGAAGACAUGAUCUUUCACGCUUUUGGAAUAACGGUGGUUGGAUACGCAUCUUUUCUUGGUUUGAACACUUGGGGGCUCUCUCACGAGAUGGGACUUUUGUAUUAGCGUGGUGUUUCUUGUCAACAAGGGUGCUUAUAUCUUCUGUAUUCUCUAUCAUGAUCCCAAAGAAAGUUCUUGAUGCCACUUUGCACAUAAUUUCAUUCUUUUAUGGUCAGUUGGAAACCUUGUAUUGGAAAAGCCUCCGCAUGAAUUCAGCUACGCAUCAAGUUUCCCCUCC